Rodentolepis nana is the source of this 1119-nucleotide messenger RNA. The record is from the annotation of a GenBank genome assembly. Lineage: Eukaryota; Metazoa; Platyhelminthes; Cestoda; Cyclophyllidea; Hymenolepididae.
AUGGAAAUUUUACCAGAGCCUUGUGAUUGGAGUGAAUUUGAGAAAAAACAAAGGAGACUUGAAGAUACAGUUAGUGAAAAGAAUGAGAAAAAGUCGCUUUCAACUGAUAUGACAUCGUUAGAGCAAAGAACACUAAUUUCGAUUUCGUCUGAUGAGGAACAAACCACUGAUGCCGUGGAGGAAAUGUCUACUCAAAAUCGAAAUGGGUCUUUGCCAUCAGAAGGAACCAACUACUCCAGAAUGCAACCAGACACAAAUGAAACCACAAAAACGCUCACAACGGUCCCUUCCAAACAGAAAACCGAUGUUCCAAUCACACCCAAACCAAUUGAAAUUGCCUUCUCUAUAAAUCAACUGACAAAAAUGCAGGACCAAGUUAAGAAAGUACAUUCAGCAAUACCGACUACCAGCUUUACUAUAUUCUGUCCAACAUACAAUGUGAAUCCCGAAGGCAUCUAUCUCCCUAGUCCAAGUGCAUUUCCUUCCCAACCGCCAAUGAACCCAGAAUUUAGAGUGCCCCUCCCAAUUCCUCAGCCAUGUAUAAAAACUGUUCCAAUUAUUCUUACUAACCCUUCACUUGGUAGUAAUUGUAAUGAGAAACCAUCCACGUCACUUCAAGGAAGACGCAGUGGAUCGUCAUUAGAAGUUGAUAAGCCUCGCAGAAAAUAUAGAAGACGGUCAAAUGCCAAAGUUUGCGAUUCCUCAAAAGAACAGAUUCAGGAACCCGGGAAACGUACUGCCGUGACCCGGCCAAAACGCCCAUGCAAAUCCAGACAAGUUUCAACACUAACUACAGUCUCUGCUAUGUCCGGUGUGAAGGACGGUGGUUUAGCUGAUGAAAGUGACUGCUGUUUCAGAAAAUCCUUGUCGUGCCUUCCAGAUGCCUCAUGUUCACUUCAGGAGUUUUCUGCUGACUGUCCAAAGUGUGUCGCAUACGCUAAACAAGUUGGGACGCUUAUUAAACGUCUAACAGCCAUUGCAAACACCCCUAAUGAUAUUAUAAGUAUUUUUGAGCUUAAACAACUGCUCGUUGAAAUGGAUAACCAAAAUUUCACAGCAAUUAUGAUUAAAUUGUUGGAGGCAUUUCCCAGAGAAAUGGUAAAGCAUAUAACCGCUUAA